AUGGGGCGCGCCAAACUUGAGAUUAAGUACAGAGAGGAUUUACGCGCUCGCCGCACAACAUACACUACGAGGUUGAAAGGAUUGAAGAAGAAAGCGGAGGAGCUCUCCGUCCUUUGCGGCAUUGAUAUUAUGGUUGCUUCAUUUUCACCGGAACUCAACAUGAUAGAUUUCUGGCCCGAGAGGGAUACACCUAAAUUUUCUCGCAUUAAAGAACGCUACCUCGGCUACAUUGUUUGCGAUUAUGAAGGAAAGGGAAAAAUUAAGCAACAUUCUUCGUUUUCUUUGGAGUCAUUCCAUGAAGAGAAGGACGCCAUGAAAAUCAAAUUACAGGAGGUUCGAGAGAGGCUAGAAUUCCUCCAACGUCAACGUCAAGAGGAAGAGGAGCGGCUUCAGGCGGAGUAUAACGGUUCCAUGGCUUUGCAACAGUUCCAUCAACAAGCUUAUCCAUUUCCCCGAUCUCUUUCUUCUCAUAUUGCUACUGAUUUUGAAAUUCCUUCGCAACAGGAACUUUCUUCUCAUCAACAAGCUUCUCCGUUUGCCCAAUUUCUUCCUCCUCACGAACAAACUUCUUUCUUUUUCCAUGAAAUUUUUUGUCAUCUUGCUGAUUUCAAUAUGCCGAUGGAGCGAGAUACUCACUCUCAUGAAAGACCAUUUCAAAAUUUCCAAUGUCCUCCUCCUCAUGAACAACCUCUUCUAGUUUCCCUAUCUCUUCCUAAUGAACAAACUUCUCCAUUUUCGCAAUGUCUUCCUCCUCAUCUUGGUUCUGAUUCGGGCACUGAGGAUCCACUAGCUUCCUGGCUGCCUUCUGACUCAAAUUUGUGGGGACACUUGGAUGACUUUAACUGCUAUGAUAGUCUUCUUCUGGAUUAUGAAGCCAGCCAGCUUACCUGAUUCCUUUAUAUUUUCUUCUUGCUUGUAUACAAAUCUAUUGUAUAAG
Molecule: messenger RNA, 937 nt
Organism: Dendrobium catenatum
Lineage: Eukaryota; Viridiplantae; Streptophyta; Magnoliopsida; Asparagales; Orchidaceae
Product: MADS-box transcription factor PHERES 2-like
Exons: 1
Coding region: 1-891 (296 amino acids)
Biological process (GO): regulation of transcription by RNA polymerase II
Molecular function (GO): protein dimerization activity; DNA-binding transcription factor activity, RNA polymerase II-specific; RNA polymerase II cis-regulatory region sequence-specific DNA binding
Source: RefSeq, a predicted model, not a curated record